AAGACCAUGUAUCAAAGGGGCAACGGAAUAUGCAGAAAUAUAUUGACUUACUGCUCGAUUUACCAAUUCAGAAGAAAGAAAUUGGACUGAUAUUCUUAUUUUGAAAACGGAGGGACAAUCUGCGUUUUCCAAAAUUUCCGAAUACGCAGGGACGAAUUCACCGCCGGGUGUAGGGGAUUCGACACCCCCUAAUAGUUUUGUGUCCUUCAGUUAAAAUUUUUGAGGAUUCGAUAAAAUGCAUUUUUGGUGGACACUAGUAACAAAAUAAUGCAAAAAUUAUCUUAUCUUCUUGACCUCGAAGUUAAAAUGGGCGUUUCCAGCAAUUUCCUGUCACCAGAAUGUUGUAGCACCAAAAUCCAAUAUUAUAUAACGCACAUCCCGAAACAUUGCCGCUCCAAUCCGUCCCUACGGACACGUGGAGACGGACACUUCAGGAUUUCUAUGUUUGUGUCAUUCUUUUGAAUAUAGCAUUUACGCAUUGGUGCGCAACUUUGAAAAUAACAAUCAAUUAUUAAUCAUAUCGCAAGAAGAAUAUUCAGUACGCUGUUGUUGCAAUUUGAUUGAAGAAAUUUCACCAAGAUGUUUAUUAUCCUAUCUCUAUUAGUAUAUCUGUUAUUGUGGGCAGGGACAGGGCACUGAACAGGAGGCUGACCGUUCCAUUGUGUAACAAUUGUUCCUGAUGCGUGGGCGUCAUUCUAUAAACGUGAACAUUAGCAGAGGGUAUUUGAAGACGUAAGAAGGAUCGCUGAGUAUUUGUUUACACCAGAGUAUGUCUAAAGGUUUCAAUUAUCAGACGUUCUGCAUCGUUUUCCUUGUUUGUAUUUUAGGAUAAUGGUUGCUGGAUAAUUGGUUGAGUGCAGAGGAAAGCUGAACAAUAUGCUUCCUUAUGGAGUUUAAAUAAAGGAUCUUUAUUUUUCCAAGAACCUUAUGCUACAAGCGAAGAGUUAACGGCCAAGCAGAGUUAACGUAAAAGCAUCAUAAAUUCUUGACUUCAUCAGUUCGCUUUUUCGAUAGAAACAAACUUUGUUUGACAUCUUUGAGGCCUUAGCAGGAUCGAAACAAGAAAAUUAUGCGGUUUGACCUCGAAAACGCACAAGUUGGCCAAGUCUGUCGCAACCCUUACGUGGAGCUUGGGUCCGUAACAGGUAUCCAAGGGAAAACACUUGUUACGCGAACAAGAUCGGAGCCACCGUACUUGUCAAAAUGGGGUAAACCCAAAUUACGAGAUGUAAAAGGGUAUCUUGCUUCCUAUAACGACGAACUACUCGGAUGCGGUUCAAGUGCUGUAACAAGCUAUGGUGUUGGAAAAUUGUUCCCGGUCAUGCAAGAUCCACAUGAGAAUGGCAAUCCCGAAUAUCGAAAGUCUAUUAUAAAUCAUGAUGGAUCAUACCAAGGUCACCCUAGACCUCAGGACGAGCACAUCCACGCUGAAAAAGCAAAACCCAAGUCAAUGCGUUCGAAAGACACCAAGCCCCGCCAUCGACGGAGCUCAUCCAUUACUGAACGUGAGUUGAGAAGAAGAAUUUCGUCUCAAGAGCAUUCCUUAAUCGGACGUUUCCUUACAAGCAAAAGUUCAAAAGUGGCAAAAUCAUCUAUCUUACAGCGUGGUAGUUUUUCAAAUGCAAUAUUUGACUCUGGAGUUAAUGAGCAAGAAGCAAUUACAAGCCAGCCAGUGUCUCUCGAUGCAGAAUUGAAAGACCGCUCAGAAAGGACACACUGUUCACAAAAAGGCACCCAAAACAAAGACAGGUGUUUUCGAUGCCUUAACAGACUGAAAGAUACAAUAAACUGCUGCACUUGCAUUGUUUGCUUCGAUGCCUUUUGUUACCAUUGCUUCAAAGACGAUGUCGGCUAUUCAAGUUGGUUCCAUGAAAUGAUAACCUGCAGUGGAGUUCCUUCAACAAAUUGCAAAAGGUGGACGCUGUUUGGCCUCGCGACAAUCAUAUUCCCUUGUAUUUUGUUGUACCCUGCAUUUGGUGGUGCUGUGAAUCAAUGCAUAAAAUGCAGACUACAAAAAUCACAGUUGAAAGAUUAACUUGGGACAUGAUUCACAUUAACAGGACUAGGACGUAACUAAGACUAGUAUAAAGCCAGGUGUGACCCACACUUUGGCGUUAUGAUACACCCCUCCCAUAUUCGCAAUUAGCAAUUGACAAUCGUCCUUAAGUUCACUCGUGUACUUUAACAAGCACUCAAAAAUGCAUUUUUAAGAGGGAUGUAGUGGAGAGCUGCAAACAGAUAUUUGGGGGAAUUCUGUUUUGCAUUUAUCCCCAACCUCUCCCCAAUAAUGUUCUCUAUGUCUCUAAACUGAAAAUUACUUUUUGUUGCGGAUAUUAAGGAUCUUUUGCUAUUAUAAAAGGGCUGUCCUAAUGACUGUUUUAAAAAUGAAUUAUGAACAUAGAAAUAAUUGCAAAAUGUUGUUAUAAUCCACGACUUUGUCUUCAGCGGAAGGAAAUGUGGUAUAAUGAGCAAAGUAGUUAGUCUUAAUUAUCAAAUUUUGAAUCGCCUGACAAUACACCCACUACAAUGUCUAAUUCGAAUAACGUACGAAAAUUCCUUCUAAAUAAUAAAUAGUGUAAGAAAAUCGUGAAAUGUUGUCUUUUGCCAGCAUAUUUUGGCAGGCUUUUUAGAAAUAUUAUCUGUCUCCUUAAAGUUAGAAUCUCCUAGCCAUUAAGUUACAUUUUUGUAUUUUUUCUUGAAUUUUAAACAUGUCUUAUUCAUGCACUUGGAAUUCAAGAGCUCUCUUGAUACAACUAAGGUCACUUUGACCACGGAUAGUGUUUUAAUCGAAUAUUAUAGAGGGAAAAGACAUUUUACCGCAGUAGAAAUGCCAAAGCAAAUGAAAAUGCGCCUUGACUAGGCCCCAAAGUAAAUUGACUAUGCUCUUUUCCCCAUUACAAGCCACAUCAACUAUUCCACAUUACAAGGAGAAACACAAAAUUUCACAGGCGAAAUUUUUAACUUAAAGUCAAUUUUUGCGUAUUUUCGCCAGCUACUGGUUAAGUUUAAAAAACAAAUCAAAGUGAUUGAAAUGUGAAGAUGAAGAUGGCGAGAGGUUAUUGAUGGUUUUCUUGCUAUAAAGCAAUCCCUUAUUUCACCAAGAAUCAGAACUGGUUUGAACUUUAGUGAAGGUACACACCAAUUUUGUAAUAAAAGGCACAUUCAAAAACGUUGUUUUUAAAGGUGAAGCGCGCUGGAAGUUCUCACAUCAUUAUGUAAUUUUCACCCAGUCAAUAGAUAUGCUGAAAAUAGAUUAAACUUGCUGCCAAAAUAAAAAUAGUUUGUAUUUUGCAUGUUUCCCAAAACACUCCGCCUUUUGGUAUACCAAAGCGAUAAACAACGCACAAUCUUGUUAAGUAUUAGCAAAAAGAAGAAAAGGAGGCCACUUUUACACCUGAUGCCCCCUCCCUCCCUUACGAGGCAAAACAUCCGCAAACUACAAUGCUCUGACAGCUUCUGUUAUGCAUAUUUUGAUUAUUUUGGACGUAUUUUAUUAAUGUUUAUUGAUAAUACAUUGUGGUUGUAUUUUAGAGAGAGCUUUUUACUUCAAACAUGCAACUCGAGUAAACAAGUAACACUUACUUUCAAAGCGUUUGAUUAAACUAUUAUAGAAACUUAUGUAAUAGAGCAUAAAAAUGAUUCUGCAGAUGGAUCGAUAGCUUGCAAUGCGUUUUUUGCGAAAGCUCCUUCAUAAUUGUUGACUAGAUAUGUUAGUAUAUUAUCUAUGAGGAAAAGCAAACAGAAUUAAAGGCAGAAACUGUUUGU
Molecule: messenger RNA, 3765 nt
Organism: Rhopilema esculentum
Lineage: Eukaryota; Metazoa; Cnidaria; Scyphozoa; Rhizostomeae; Rhizostomatidae
Source: RefSeq, a predicted model, not a curated record